Messenger RNA from Musa acuminata subsp. malaccensis (wild Malaysian banana), 2300 nucleotides. RefSeq lists its product as uncharacterized. Lineage: Eukaryota; Viridiplantae; Streptophyta; Magnoliopsida; Zingiberales; Musaceae. Gene Ontology annotation, biological process: ubiquitin-dependent protein catabolic process. The record is from RefSeq and is a predicted model, not a curated record. Gene Ontology annotation, molecular function: ubiquitin protein ligase activity; ubiquitin-like protein conjugating enzyme binding; metal ion binding. Gene Ontology annotation, cellular component: endoplasmic reticulum.
GAUCACUGCGGGGGGAGGGGAAACAGAACCCAUACCAAGACGUCGACUCCUGGUGAAGGCUUGUCGAGGAAUUUCGAUGGUAAAGUGGAAAAGAUGGGAUUUUGCUGCUAGGACUCAGAGAAAGAAGGGUUUUUACGGUCUUGGAAUUGCAGAUUAGGAAAAUGAAAGCAAUAGCAGGAGUAUGGAUCUGAAUCUCUACUUGGGUCUGCCUCGUUCCCCUCGUCCUCUUAGUUUCGAUCUAGGUUCUGAUCUUGCUCUAAGUUCAUUGCCACUGUCGUCUUCUUUCACUUCGGUCGAAGCCAGGGAAGUCCCAAUUCUCAUGUCAGGUGUCGUGGAACCAUCGGAUUCCCACCCUCCAUAUUCUCCAUCCGAUGCUGAAUACACUCCUGACCUGCCGGCUGUUCUCCCAUCCGAUAGGGUGGACUCCCCAGAGUACACACCCUACUUCCCUUCUUUUGCACGGUAUGGUCCAUCGAUCUUACCCACUCCACCAGUUGUUGAAGAUCUUGAAGGGCCUCAUGCCCCAGAUUCUCCUAUUUUUCUACCCUUGCUAGCUGUGCAAGAACCUGAUGAGACUGCAGCCCAGGAUCUUAUGCUGUAUGAUCCUGCAUCUCCACCAAUACUUGCUGAUGAAGCCAUGGUGUACUCGCGGCCAUCUCCACCCAGACUUACUGAUGAACCCAUAAUCUACGUGCCCUACUCUCCACCCAGGCCUGCUGAUCAAACCAUACCUUACUCGCCGCCUUUUGUCACUGGAUCCAUGAAUCCUCAAGACCAUGAAGCAGCCAGCUUAAGCUUCUACCCGUCAGUUAAUGCACAAACAGGUGAAUUCCUGUGUCCAGAAAAUGGACCCUCUGCGAGGCCUGAUACCCGCUACCGUGAAUCUCGUUUCAGAAGGCUGAUUGAUCCUAGCAAUCAAUGGCGAAACAGACGAUUUAGGUCUUUGCUUCCACAUGCUGGCGAGAGGUUCAGUUCUGGUUCACCAUCACUGCCUAAUCCUGAGCAGUUGGUUCAUGAUGUGUUGAACUCCCACAGACUUCCGGAAUGCAAUGGGAAGCAUAUAGCGACUGCUGAAGACAAUGCAGGGGAAACUUCAAAAGAGGGGAGGGAUGAGAAAGGUAGCAAUGCUGCUAACUUCGAGUGCAACAUCUGUUUUGAUAUGGCUGCAGAACCUGUUGUUACUCCAUGUGGUCACUUAUUUUGCUGGCCAUGUUUGUAUCAGUGGCUGCAUGUCCAUUCGGAUCAUAAAGAAUGCCCUGUAUGCAAAGGAGAGGUAACUGAUUCCAACAUCACACCUAUUUAUGGUAGAGGGAGUUUGCAACCUCAUGCCAAGAAGAAAAAUGAGGAGGAUGGUCAAUCAACUCUAAAGAUUCCGCCAAGACCAAGUGGAAAUAGGUUUGAAAGUUUUAGGCAGCAGCUUUGCCCAGUUCCAAGGAGACUGGAUGAGGGAAUUGCAACGUCAUGGAGACGAUUUCUAGAUCCGCACAUGCGUAGUGGAUAUAGAUACGAGACAUUUGCAGAACUAAGCUUUCAAGAAAUAUUUGACAAUGUUCGUCGUAGUGCAGAAGUAAGCUUUCAAGAAAUACUUGACAAUGUUAGUCAAAGUGCUUUAAACAGCCGGAGACAAAGAAGACUGCCAAGGGAGGUAAAUUAUGACAGUGUAUCUAUCACUGGAGAGGCCAGAUUGCCUGAAAACAAUAUGCCAAGCCCUAUGAGAAAUUAUGUAAAUUAUAUUUUCAGAGAUGGAGUUGAUCUUUGGCAUGACAUUGGCUCAGAGAGAUUGCCUGCGGCUGUUAUGACGACGAGUAUUGGUAGCGCGGGCGAGCACUUGGCAAGUAGCAGUCAUGGAUUUGAUGCAUCCACUUCAUCUCUUGAUCCUCCAAAUCAUGAUCCACCGGUGAGUGGAAUACGUGUUGAAGUAGCAUUUGCGGCAGAUCAGGCCCCUACCUCUAGCACCAUCGCUGUGAUACAAGGCGAUGUUGCUACUGAUGCCGUUGCAGAACCAAAUAGCGUGGGAUCUUCUCGGUCUGCCAGAAGGAGAGGUAGAAGUAGCAUCUCUGGUUCUUGUGAUGCUGACGGAGGCACAAUUGGCUCACGCAAGAGAAGGCUGAACUAAAUCUCCUUGACUCGAUAUUAGGCAUCUGCUUGUUUACCUUAGGAAGCAUGUUUCUAUGCUUAGAUAAAAUCCAGUACAGUGUUAUUUUUAGUAGUUUGUAUAGCUUGGGGUCAUCUUGCCAUUUUUAAUUUCUUGUCGUAGUUACAUAUUACACCCAAAACAACAUGUAUACUGGAAAUUUUGA